Messenger RNA from Aspergillus novofumigatus IBT 16806, 534 nucleotides. RefSeq lists its product as uncharacterized. NCBI's taxonomy places the organism in Eukaryota, Fungi, Ascomycota, Eurotiomycetes, Eurotiales, Aspergillaceae. The record is from RefSeq and is a predicted model, not a curated record. The coding region runs from base 1 to 534 and encodes 177 amino acids. The transcript has 2 exons. Gene Ontology annotation, biological process: nuclear-transcribed mRNA catabolic process, RNase MRP-dependent; tRNA processing; intronic box C/D snoRNA processing. Gene Ontology annotation, cellular component: ribonuclease MRP complex; nucleolar ribonuclease P complex. Gene Ontology annotation, molecular function: ribonuclease MRP activity.
AUGACCUCAACAAUAGACAAACCUCAAAACCUCGAAAGCAGACCAACACCAUCCAAACGAAAAUCCCCCGAAGGAACCGACGCGUCGAAAAUCUCCAGCAAAGUCCUAACCUUCACCUCCCGCAAUCCACCCUGGACCUACCUCAAACUCCAACUGUACGCUCUACUCUACACCCACCACUCCACCCACCCACCCACACAUACCUUAGCCAAUCCCCCUCGACCCCUAACUGCAAAAACCCACCUCACCGCCGCCCUCGCCCAAUUCCUCGGUCUCACAGGGACAGCCAUCCCACUCGACAUCCUGAAAAUAGCCCGUGAGGACGAAGCUCAGACGCCAACUGUCUGGAUCCGCGUGCCACUCUCGGACGCCGCGGCUGUCGUCGCCGCGCUGAGCUCCUGGAUCGGUGGUGGCGGCGGGAGUAAAUCUGCGACUGCGACGGCGACCGGGGGAGCGUGGCGUGGCGGGUGUGUGCGAAGGGGAAUUACCUCGGGCGGUGGUACAUGGGUCUGGGGUGAUUUGUUUGUCCCAUAG